AUGUCCGGGACAGAGCUGGGGGACGACUUCACUCACCCAAAUCCGAGCUUUGUUAGCGCACAUCGCCGCUGUCGUGAGGUGGAGAAGGACCUCAUGGUCCAGGUCUCUCGCAAUCCCUCCGAUAUGGUCUUGCGGAAACAGCUCGUCAAUGUUCGAAUCAUGGGUCAUCUCCUGAAAGUCGGUCCUACAGAUGCAGCAAAGUCUCAUAUUUCCACCACCAUCAAUAGCGAAGCUACUGAUGAAGCUCUCAUCGCCCGAGGUGCAUUCUAUGAUAGGUUCUUCAUCAGGACAUGUUGGUUGGUGAAGGGUCCUACCCCCCAGGAAUCUACUGAUCACUCGCGCCCUUCUUUCCGACAGACUCUGGCAGAAGUGCAGAAACAGCUUCAACGUUCUCCAUCUGACCAUCAAGAGGCGAAGAAAAGCGCCUUGGCUCGUGACAAUUAUCGAUGUCUGUUGUCCGGCACCAUGGACUUGAACUCAUACUUAGAUCACGAUGAACUCCGAGCACAGUUACCGGAAGGGAUGUGUGCCCACAUCUUCUCUGAGUCCACGAACGUUGGUAUGGAUGAUCCAAUGAAGAUAUUUUCAUCGUGUUCUGUUGUUUCAUCUGACUUACUCUGUCCCAAGAAAGACUACGCUGCGAAUGCAUGGACUAUCAUCAAACAUUUUGGAUUCUCGAACAUCCUCAAGGACCUUGAAGGCGGAAAUAUCCACAGAUUGGAAAACAUCUUGACCCUCCAAUACGAUCUUCAUGUUCAUUUUGACAAUCUCGCUCUAUGGUUGGAGCCCACAGUACGUUUUCCCCAUUUCCUCCUUUCCCGGCUAACUAAUUCCCAAGAUAUUGAAAAUCGCUACAAAGUCGGCACAACGAUGGAUUACAUUUUUGAGUUGAGGAUAGUGCCUCGAUUUGUUGAUUUCACAUCUACGCGAAGUGACUUGCCACUACCGUCGAAAGAGUACUUGUGUAUACAUGCCGCAUGCUGCCGUGUGGCGCAUAUGUCCGGCGCCGUAGAGUAUCUCAACUGCCUAGGGGAUGAUGAUCCUUUCAAGUCCAAGGUACGGAGCUAUGAUCCCGUAGGUUCAGAUUUUGGGGAUGUCUUGGCAGCGCGGUUGUACGAAGUGAGCGAGAUUCGUUCGGCGGCGUCUGUUGGAGCCUGAAGGUUUUAUGGUUCAUUUUCUAAUUGUACUAUUGUUCUUCUAUAAAAACUGCGAUGUAUUCUCCGAAGUGAGGGAUCACUGCCAUGAAAGAGCAAGAUGGCUUUGGUACGAGGCUCGAAACGAGGAGACCAUAGUAUAAAACACGGCGAAAGAGUGAAUUUAAAACAACAUCCUGAUAUCCGAUACCGAAUAAACUGCACAAUCCGCAAGGAAAAAUGACUGGUUAGAAAUGUAUGGGUGAGUAAAAAAGAGUCCAUGCAAAG
This is a messenger RNA of Guyanagaster necrorhizus, 1421 nucleotides long. RefSeq lists its product as uncharacterized. The transcript is spliced from 4 exons. The record is from RefSeq and is a predicted model, not a curated record. Bases 1 to 1158 code for a protein of 385 amino acids. Lineage: Eukaryota; Fungi; Basidiomycota; Agaricomycetes; Agaricales; Physalacriaceae.